This is a messenger RNA of Rhizoctonia solani, 1485 nucleotides long. RefSeq names its product F-box-like protein. The record is from RefSeq and is a predicted model, not a curated record. The transcript is spliced from 4 exons. NCBI's taxonomy places the organism in Eukaryota, Fungi, Basidiomycota, Agaricomycetes, Cantharellales, Ceratobasidiaceae. The coding region runs from base 1 to 1485 and encodes 494 amino acids.
AUGGACGCCUCCCUUCAUCAGUCCCCAAUGAAUCGGCAAGCACGAGAGUCAGAAAACCGCCAACAACCUGUCAACUCUCUUCCCCCUGAAGUACUUUCCAACAUAUUCCUACUUUGUGAAUACGCCAUUAGACCUUCUCGGUAUGUUCGCAUGCGGGGAACUACCACCAGGGGCGACUUCAACUUGUUCUGCCAGACAACGCUGCCGGCAGUGUCUCAUUACUGGCGAGAGGUUGCACUUGAUACCACUGGGUUGUGGACGCGGGUUACGCUCGCAGAUCGACCGCCAUUUCAUCUUUCGGCUUUGUAUCUAUCUCGCUCAGGAGAAGCCCCCCUCGAUGUCGAAAUACGGAUGACCGACAAACACUGGGGUUAUUCAAACCCAUGGAUACCAGAAGUCCAUCAAGCGCUCCCCUUCAUUGUCGCACAGGGUGGUGUAACCUCAAGGUGGCGCAAUUGUUGGAUUCAAACCAAUGACUUACCUGCGCAUCUUGCUACGCUGAAGUUUCUUACGCUAUCUCAUUUACCGAUACUUGAAUAUCUUGAGUUGGACUACUGCGGGCCAGAAUACACAUCCAGGCGCUUUGAGUCUGGGGUUUACUCGAAUUUUACCUCAGGAGGAUCAUUGUUUUGCGACUCACCUAACUCACGAUUACGGGUGGCCGUGCUACGGAGCAUCCCUAAUAUAUGCUUGUUUAGGCACCUUGAUUCAUCCCGACUAACUGAGCUUACCUACCUCGAACUUGGUUUUUGUUCGCCCUUGCCCAAGCUUGAACAGCUCAACGAACUACUUGUAGCCUGCCCGCGGCUUACUUCACUAUUUCUGGACUCUAUGCUAGAGUCUCAUUUCGGAGAUGAUCCUCUCCCUCCCGAAGAGCCUAUGGAAUUACGGGGAGUUCAUUUGCCCACGCUUCAAUCAUUAGCCUUAAAAUAUACCAUUCGUUCUUCUACACAUUGGGAGCUAGGUCUCCUGAAAAUGAUUGAUGCUCCUCAUGUCAAGUCAUUUCAACUUUAUCUCGCGUCAAAUAGUGCAUCAGAAGCAGAUUCGAUUAUCAACUACAUCGCCAAUAAAGAUACUGCGACGAAUUCGGGACCAAUGUUCCCUUUGCUCACCAGCUUCGGUUUUUUUGCACAAUGGGAUAUCACGUCUGACUUAAGAAAGAUUCUGUCUACUCAUCCAAACAUCACCACACUCAUACUCCCAGAGUUCCCCGAACUCACCGCGCUAUUAGAAACCCCUUGGCUGGUACCUAGCCUUGCUUUGUUGAGCCUUGAAGUCAGAGAGUAUGAAGUUCUAAAAAAGCUCUUGGUUUCGCGACGAAGUGCGUGCUUGCCGCUGAAAACCGUAGAGCUAAAGAGACAUACAACUGUGUGGGUAAUACCGCCGGAGGAACAAAGGGGGUUGGAGGAGUUGGUCGAUUUAGUUUUUGUGGACGAAUUAGAAGAUCGAAUGUUUAGUAUGCUGAAGAUCGACGAGCGGUUGUAG